UGACUCUUGCAGGAGUAGUGAUAGUCUUGUCAUCUCGCUUAGCUCCAAUUUCCAAUUAGAAGCAAGGGCUCUAUUCUUAUCAACAAAUGUCACAUACAACGUCAACCUUAUCUACAAAUACUGGUUUGGUUAUAAAGGUCAUCGUGUACCCUUCAAAUACAAAUUGCAUACGGAGACCGAAUAUUGGACAUCAUGUGUAGCACAAGAAAGGAGAGGUGAAGUGUUAAGCACCAAAUUAUAUCAAUUUACUAGCUCCCAAAGGGAACAUGAGUUUAAGCUUGACUUCUUGGGCCACUUAUGUCGUAUUCAUGAUCAUCAUCUUCGUACACCUCCGACGUGAUAAAAGGCGGUUACAUGUUAUUGGAGUCGAAUUUGUGCCUGUUGAGUAUAAGAAAGAUGAAAACUUGGAGGAACAAAAUAAGAUGCACAUGCAACCAACCAUGGAUUUGGACACUGAUUGGGAGGAAAAACUGCCAGGUGAUUAUGAUGCAAUAAUCAAAUGGUCAAAAUAUGACAUGCAGUGGACAACUAACAAGGAUUUGUACUAUCUUCUUUUAACGGUUUCCUCACCAACAAAAAUGCUGAACAGAUUGCUUGCAAUCAUGGGCCAAGAUCGAGUGAGAGUGACUGAUGUCCAAGGCCUUUCUUCAGCUAUUGUGGUAACUAAAAGCUUAAUUGACCAUAAUGAAAGGCGAUCCCAUAAAUUAAUGAUUAUGGAAAAGACGAUAAGAAAGGUGGGAGAGGUAGCCCCUUCAACCAUUUCCGGAUAUACGCAGUUGUUGUCACCUGAAACAUGUUACGCGUGUUAUCUUGUGUACAAGCUACCUGAUCAAAAACACUCCAUGGUUAGUGGCCUGGUACAAAUGGAUUAUGAAACCCUUAACCAUUUUGCUAAUGGACGCUACGAUUGGCUUAAUGACAAGGAACAGUAUGUUGAUUUACUUACGCCUACUAAUAUCCCAUUUAUCGGAUGCAACACUGACGAGGCUCGCAUCCCAAGGAGGGCACGCAGAAUAAAAGGCCAUCCAAAACUGAGGAAAGACGGUUGGAUGGAAAUUCAAGUAUGGGACUUUAAUUCUAGUUCCACCAACAAAAAUAUUCCGAUGCAUUGUCGUUUGAGGAGCUAUGAUAAAUGGAAAUUUACAGGUCUUCUCGUACAAGGCAUUGAGUUUAGGCCUGCGAAAGUUUCCUUCAUGCCACCUCUUAGGUCUCAUUAG
Molecule: messenger RNA, 1217 nt
Organism: Helianthus annuus (common sunflower)
Lineage: Eukaryota; Viridiplantae; Streptophyta; Magnoliopsida; Asterales; Asteraceae
Product: F-box protein PP2-B10-like
Exons: 4
Coding region: 267-1217 (316 amino acids)
Source: RefSeq, a predicted model, not a curated record